AUGCUCAAGCUUUUCCCUUGGUCCAGGGAUUUCAUCCCUUCGGCGGCUAAUCAGUCUUCGACUCAGGUCUGGAUUCGUAUACAUGGCCUUGCUCAAGAAUAUUGGCGUCCUCGAAUAGUCUUUGCGAUUGCUAACAGUAUUGGUACACCCAUUUGUAUAGAUUCCACCUCCAACAAAACUUCUUUUGAAAGGGCCUUUGGACACUAUGUCAGAGUUCUUGUUGACAUAGAUCUGGCUAAAGAGUUAUCCUACAAAAUCUUGGUAGAAAGAGUGGGAUUUGCAUUUUUUGUUGAUAUUGAAUACGAGAAGUUGCCAAUCUACUGCAACUUCUGCAAAUUCAUUGGACAUUCUUUGGAGGAUUGUAAAAGAAAGAAAGCUGCUACUCAUAAACAUGAUGCUAAAAACCUGAUGGUGGAUAAAAAUUCUGUUCCUAUGCAGACAAAGGAAAAACCAAAACAACUUUACCAAGAAGUAUCCAAAUCCAAACCUUUGGUGGAGGUGGAAACUCCUAACCAUAAUGCUCAAUCGGCUGGUCAUUCUACCAAUGUUUCAAGUCACAACAAUAAUGAUCCUGGACCCAUUCUCGAUCCUAUUGUCUGCCCCUUGAUUCCGAUUCAACCCCCUGACCCCAUUCCUGUGCCUCUUGAUCCCGUUCUAGUUCCAUUACUUGCCAACCAGGCGAAUCUUCAAUUGGUGGCUAAUAGCAUUCAGUCUUCAGGCAAUCAGAGUUCUGAUGAAUCUGAAUUUGUUGAUGCCACACAACUCUAUCCUGCAGAUCCAAACGCUAAAUUUCUUGAAGCCUCGUGGGCCAAUUUGUCUGAAAGAUUAGAUGAAGCAAUCUCUGAUAAUGAUGAUGACGACUUUGAUCCUGAGCAGCUUAAAUUCCACCUUGUCACCUCUAAAUCCCAAAAAAAGAAAAUUCGCCAAAAAGCCAAGUCUAAAGCCAGUUACCACACCAGAUCCCAAUCUGGUACCUCUAAGCCUUUCUGA
This is a messenger RNA of Vicia villosa (hairy vetch), 990 nucleotides long. RefSeq lists its product as uncharacterized. The record is from RefSeq and is a predicted model, not a curated record. The coding region runs from base 1 to 990 and encodes 329 amino acids. Lineage: Eukaryota; Viridiplantae; Streptophyta; Magnoliopsida; Fabales; Fabaceae. The transcript has a single exon.